This is a messenger RNA of Diplodia corticola, 1929 nucleotides long. Its product is annotated as brct domain-containing protein. The record is from RefSeq and is a predicted model, not a curated record. Lineage: Eukaryota; Fungi; Ascomycota; Dothideomycetes; Botryosphaeriales; Botryosphaeriaceae. The coding region runs from base 1 to 1929 and encodes 642 amino acids. The transcript has a single exon.
AUGGCACCUCCUCACCACGGGCUCAGGUCCACAAUCGUCUGGAAGUUCGGCGAGGGAACCGGCCUCAAAUUUACCAGACCAGCCCAGACGAUUGGGACCGCCAAGCACUCAGUCAAGUUUUCAGAAAUCCGCCAACUGAAGCUCUAUAAUGCACCCAUUAACGUUAGCGAGCAGUGUCUCCCGCCCGCUAACGUGAUCCUCUCCAGCGAGCUAGCAUAUCGAGUCCUUCGCUGUGCUCUCGCAACAAGCUGUUUCUCGAUGCGUCAAUUGCACCAAUAUUGGCCUGCAAACUUUACAUCGAAGGGCGCGCCGUGCGAGUAUAUUCCCCCCAUGGGAAGGCCCGCCAUCGUUGAAAUGGAAGAUGGAACGUGUGCCUUCGCUACCUAUAAUGGGUACACCUUUUGUGGGGCAUUCGGUUUCAACCAGCUCGUCGCGCAAGCCGGCGGCUCAGAAACCAAUGCCGUUACCCUCCGAGGAUGGUUCGAACCAGAAGACCGCCACGCCGGAUUGGGCUCUACCACCAGGUUCGAACCCGAACAGUUCGCCCGCCGUGAUCCCAGCAAUCAUGGCACACCGGAUCCCGAACGGAUGUCUCAAUCGGACCGCUGGCACCCCGCUCUAAAGCGAGUCUUAAAGGACUACAACGACGGCCGCCUCCCAUUCCGACCCGGUAUCCCCUCACCUACGCACCCCGACCUUCAACCCUAUGGCGACUCAGUCUUCUCCAACCUGAGACAGGCAAAGAGGAUCGGAACCAACGUUUCCUGGGCUCGUACCAUGGUCGAUCCUCUUGAUCCGAUCACCAUGGCCGAGAUUCCGGACGUCUUGGAAAGGUCCGCCGUCAAGGCGAAGACCCAGCCGCACAAGCUGGAUCCCCGUACGCUAGCGGCACUGGCGGAAAUCCUAGGCACUAUUGUGCUUGGCCCCGGCUGCCUCAAGGGGCACGUCGUCAUAGUGGUGGGCACUCUGGAUAUAUUCCAGAGACACGUCGAGCUCGGAACCUGGCUACAGGAACAUGGGGCCAUCGUUGAAUUGCAGCUAUCUGCUAGGACGACAACGGUCUUAAAGGGCAAGGUUGAACCGGACAAUAAGCUCAUUAAGGAUAUAUUGGCUCAGAGACGCAAAGGCCAGAUAAUCGAGAUCUUCUCGGAGAGAGAUUUUUUCGACACUCUCAAAGAACUGAACGCGCCAGAUGCCGACCAAGAGUCGGCACCAGAUACCCCAACUCCUGGCCCGAGCCGCCUCCCGCCGGUGGGGCCUUCAACGCCGACGCCGCUCCCCAAAGCCGUCCACAAGGGCAAGACCAACGCGACUCAGGUCGCGAUCGCAGCAACCCCGUCCACCCCAAGGCCCAGUUUGCCUGAAAAGGGCUACGCGUUGGGGAGAAUCGCCUUGCAAUUUACGACCCACGCCACGCACGGCGCGGAAUUGGUUACGUUUAAUACGUACCAAAAGUUACACGGCAAAAGGGAGAAGACGAAUGAGGCACUAGUUGCUCUUUCGGAGACGAUUGACGGCGUAUCUGACACUAACACUCAACAGCUCCUUAGACGCGCACUAGCGAAUCUGGAUACGCGCCUCCAAUCUGAAUCCAGGACGUUGCAGGAACAGGCGGAGAAGCACUCUAACAAUCACGAUAUAGCCAUCUCCAACCUAUUCAGAUCCUUACAGGAGCUUAUUGGGGACGAUUUACCGGAGGAAAUCCGGUCGUACGCUAUGAGGACCGGUGCCAACCGCGUGGAGACGCAUGGCGAACUCAAACCCCUUCAGUUCCCGGGUGGAUGGUACACCCACCCAAACGAAGACCAAAUGGCGGCGUUCAGAGCGGACGUAGCGGGAGGAACUACUACUAACCUUGAAUACCACGUCCCUCCAAAGCCGCCAACUCCCAAGAAGCGGUUUGCAGCAGAAGAACUUACCUCGCCGUAG